AUUCGUUUUUUGCGCGUAACGUUUUUGUCUUCUGAGGUGAUUUAUAUUGUCGAAAUUUGUUCCCAUCGUUGGUAUACAGUACAUGUUCGUGGCGGAAACCCUUCCUCUUAUCAUCCUUUUGAUUGAUGGCGAAAUCAAAGACAUGUCAAAGUCUGAGCUUUGAUGCGGAUCAAUGGAAAAGGAAACAACAACGCAAUCAUUUCUCCCUCUGGAUUCGAAGCUGCGAUUUUCACUGACGUGUACGCGAACCAUAGUUUUGUCCAAAUCAGACACCUGAGGCAACAGACCAUAGGCACAUAAGAGAAGGUUGAACCCUAUGUUUGCGAAGGACUCCAGUACGAAGCCAUGACGCUUUUGUAAUUCGCGUUCUUACCUUUCCAAUCACCUCUUUCGGCUCAAACCCACAGAUUAUGUGAUAAUUAUAAUAUGACUUUCUCGCAGUCUACAUCAACCUCUUUGAUCUGCCAAAGUUUUUGCAGCAUUCCAUCAAAAACAGACCUCGCUUCAGUGAGCGCGUAUUGCCAUCCAAUACAUAUACGUGGUCCGCUAUUGAAUGGCGCAUAAAACUAAAUGGGUCGGCACUUCUCUAAUGGUUCUGACACAAAUAAAUCUACCUCUGCACCCUAGAGACGAUGACGGCAGCACAGCACAUAUAAGUGCUAAAGUUGGCCUUAUUAAGAAAAUCGCUUUUUCUGCCCUUUCUUUUUUUCCUGUUAAAUCCGCCUCUGCAAUGGCCUUGUGCACAACCUUGUCUAAGAUCCCAUUAUUGUCCUUUAACUCGUUACUAUCGUAAACCUGAUACAAAUCAUGUAGUGACAGUCGCACAGCAAGAAUUCGUGGCGCCCUCUCAAACGCGCAUACUUAGAAGUAGACUCGCUCGUGCGCAGAUUACUGGCUCUAGCAGGGAUACAACU
Molecule: messenger RNA, 914 nt
Organism: Periconia digitata
Lineage: Eukaryota; Fungi; Ascomycota; Dothideomycetes; Pleosporales; Periconiaceae
Source: the annotation of a GenBank genome assembly